Molecule: messenger RNA, 7981 nt
Organism: Onychostoma macrolepis
Lineage: Eukaryota; Metazoa; Chordata; Actinopteri; Cypriniformes; Cyprinidae
Product: gastrula zinc finger protein XlCGF57.1-like
Exons: 4
Coding region: 203-2239 (678 amino acids)
Cellular component (GO): nucleus
Source: RefSeq, a predicted model, not a curated record
GUUUACGUUCAGUAGAAAGCGCGCGCGUGGACUAUUUUACCGAUGUCCUUGCUACGUUUCUGAGCCUUGAUCGUGGUAGUAUCUUGCCGUCUAUGGAGGGUCAGAGAGCUUUUCUGAAUUGAACAAAAAUAUCUUAAUUUGUAUUGCGAAGAUGAACAAAGGUCUUACGACAUGGUGAUCUAUGUGACACGCUAUUAUAAAGAUGGCAUUUAUUAAAGAGGAGAGUGAAGACAUGAAGAUUGAAGAAACAUUCAGAGUCAAACAUGAAGAUACUGAGGAACAAACAAAGAUGGAAUUUAUUAAAGUGGAGAGUAAAGACAUGAAGAUUGAAGAAACAUUCAGAGACAAACAUGAAGAUACUGAGACACAAACAGACCUGAAGACACUGAAAGAGGAGAGUCAAGAGCUCAAUGAAAAGGAAGAUAAUGUUCAGCAUGAGAAAUAUGAUUUCAUUACUGGAGAAAAUUCAUUUAGUUGCUCACAUACUGAAAAGACUAUACAAAAAAGAGCUCAGAAGACAGCGAAUAGAAGUUAUUUCACCUGCCAACAGUGCGGGAAAAGUUUCAACAGAAAAGGAACCCUUAAAGGCCACAUGAGAAUUCACACUGGAGAGAAACCUCACACAUGUUCUCAAUGUGGAAAAAGUUUUAAACAUAAACAACACCUCGAUGAUCACAUGAGAAUUCAUACUGGAGAGAAACCUUUCACCUGCCAACAGUGCGGGAAAAGUUUCAACAGAAAAGGAACCCUUAAAGGCCACAUGAAAAUUCACACUGGAGAGAAACCUUUUACGUGCAAACUGUGUGGAAAGAGCUUCGUUCAAAAACCAAACCUUAAAAGCCACAUGAGAAUUCACACUGGAGAGAAACCUUACAGAUGUUCUCAAUGUGGAAAAAGUUUUACAUAUAAACAACACCUCAUUGACCACAUGAGGAUUCAUACUGGAGAGAAGCCUUUCACCUGCAAACUGUGUGGAAAGAGCUUCAUUCAAAAACCAAUACUUAAAAACCACAUGAGAAUUCAUACUGGAGAGAAACCUUACACAUGUUCUCAAUGUGGAAAAAGUUUUGCAUAUAAACAACAGCUCGAUGACCACAUGCAAAUUCAUACUGGAGAGAAACCUUUCACCUGCCAACAAUGUGGAAAGAGCUUCACUCAAAAAAGAACCCUUAAAGACCACAUGAGAGUUCACACUGGAGUGAAGCCUUACACCUGCAAACUGUGUGGAAAAAACUUCAUUCGAAAACCAAACUUUAAAUACCACAUGAUAAGUCACAGUGGAGAGAAACCUUACACAUGUACUCAAUGUGGAAAAAGUUUUAAACAUAAACAACACCUUGAUGCCCACGAGGGAAUUCAUACUGGAGAGAAACCUUUCACUUGCCAACAAUGUGGAAAGAGUUUCACUAGAAGAGGAAACCUUAAAAAACACAUGAAGAUUCACACUGUAGAGAAGCCGUUUACCUGCCAACAGUGUGGAAAGAGUUGCAACAGAUUUGGAGACCUUAAAUCCCACAUGAGAACUCACACUGGAGAAAAGCCUUACACAUGCCAGCAAUGUGGAAUAGGUUUUUCUCUUAAAGUAACUCUUAAAAGGCACAUGAGAAUUCAUGCUGGAGAAAAGCCUUACACAUGCCCUCAAUGUGGAAUAAGUUUUACUCUUAAAGAAACUCUUAAAAGGCACAUGAGAAUUCACUCCGGAGAAAAGCCUUACACUUGCCAUCAAUGUGGAAUAGGUUUUACUCUUAAAGAAUCUCUUAGAAGGCACUUGAAAAUUCACACUGGAGAAAAGCCUUACACCUGCAAGCUAUGUGGAAAGAGCUUUAUUCGGAAAUCAAGCCUUAAAAACCACUUAAAAAUUCAUUCUGGAGAGAAGCCUUAUACAUGCUCUCAAUGUGAAAGGAGUUUCACACAUAAGAACAAACUUGAUGUCCACAUGAGAAUCCACACCGGAGAGAAACCUUUCACCUGCAAACUGUGUGGAAAGAACUUCACUCGAAAAACAAGCGUUAAAAACCACAUGAGAAUUCAUACUGGAGAAAAGCCUUACACAUGUUCUCAAUGUGGAAAAAGUUUUACAUGUAAACAACAUCUCGAUGUCCACAUAAGAAUUCAUACUGGAGAGAAACCUUUCAAUUGCCAACAAUGUGGAAAGAGUUUUACUGAACUAGGAAGCCUUAAAAAACACAUUAAGAUUCACACUGGAGAGAAGCUGUUUACAUGUGAUCACAAUUUCUGAUGUAAAGUAACACUUUGAUGUGUACGAUCACACUGGUGUGACUGGAAUGUUCAGCGUGUCAUGUGAUUAACUGCUAAAUUCAUGUCUGCUUUUGUGCUUUGGCUGAUUCUGAGCCAGAUGCGCUCAGUGUUUGUCAUAUUUCACAACUAAACCAAACAUUUUUAGCAGAUUUCUUAAAAUGGGCAAAAGGUCAAUUUCAAAAGGAGCACUCAGUAUUUUGUGUACCAGCAGCUGCUUUAAGUACUAAGUGCUAAAAGUACUGAUUUUAUACAGCAGUUUAAUAAACAAGAAGUUAAUAGUAAGUGACCUACAAGAACACUAUUGUCUGAUUUUGCUCUUUGUCAACAAAAAUGGUUCCAAACAAAGUCGCAGCUAAAUUGCUGCGCAUCUCCAUGGAAACACAGUGUCAUUCAUUCGUUAAUGAAUGAAUCUGCAUUUUUAAUGUAUUUAGCGAGUCAAUGUUUGAACGAAUCGAUUGAAAGAAUAAGUCAGUGAUAAAGAUGGUCCCUUUUACUUUCAUUUUAAAGUAUCAUUUCAGUUAUUAGAAUCAUUUCAUAUUUCUAUAUUCACAAACAUUGUUAUGAAUUUAAAUGCACUCAAUCAGGGCCGGAGUGGGACUCAUUUUCAGCCCUGGAGUUUCAUGCCCACUGUAGUUCAUAACUGACUAUAUUAAAAUAAUGUAUAUAAGUCUGCAAUAGUGCACUGUUCUCUACAGCCUUGCAAUUCAUUGCAUUUUUCAAGAGCUUUUGUUUUGAUGUAAAAAUCUUAACUUCAGAAAUGGAAAAUAUGGGACACAUUAUGGUACAGUACAAAUAUUUUAAGUGUCCCUUAUUCUAUGUAUGUCUGCCCGCAGUUAAAAAGUUCCCAGAAAAAGACACAUUUGUUUUGCUUAACCUAUUUAUGUACAAUUAUUAAAAAAAAAAAAAAAAAUCUAAUGUAAUACAAAAAAAUGCAUGAGUAAAUUGUACCAUUAUAGAAUUGUGACUGCACAAGUAGCUAGUUUAGUAAUUACUAGUACAAUUCAUUACUAAUGUAGUAAUGAAAAUACUGUGAAAUUAUAUACAUACAAAUGGCAUGAAAUUUGAAAGCAUAACAACUGAAUGUCUAUGAAACGUCAGUCAAUAAAGCAUUUUUUAAACAAUGGCACUUACAUUUUUUAACUACAAUUUUAUUGCAACCAUAGCCUAUGAAUGAAAGAAAAAUGCAUAUUUCUCAAAGAAAACGUAGAGAGUGUGGGCUGUUUCUGCUGCUUGAAUUCAUACUUUAAUAAUGAGGUCCAAGUUUAAAAAUAUGCUAGAAGUCCCCCUUCUCAAGCUAUUUAACAGCAUUGAAUGUUGGGCUCAUGAGUUUAGAUGCAGAGAAAACCUUUGACUCCGUGAGAUGGAGGUAUUAGCAAAAUUUGGAUUUCACAAGAAUUUUACUGGAAUAAUUAAAACGUAUGAUAAGCGUUAUGCAAGGAUUAAAAUUAAUGAAGGGUUAUCAGAUCCAUUUAAAUUAGAGCGGGGCACAAGGCAGGGGUGCCCCAUUUCACCACUUCUUUUUGCCUUAUUUAUUGAAACAUUGAGCCAAUGGAUUACGCAAAACCAUUCAAUUAAAGGAUUGGAUAUGGGGUCCGGAGAGCAUAAAUUAGCCCUCUUUGCUGACGAUAUAUUGAUAUAUAUGUGCCAACCUACAAAGUCACUUCCUAUACUAUUUAACUUCCUUGAGGGGUAUGACGCCAUAUCUGGUUAUAAACUGAAUGUCUCAAAAACCCAAGUAUUAACAUUUAAUUAUGAUCCACCUAGACAAAUUACAGAGAAAUAUAAUUUAAAAUGGGAUACAAAAUCAAUUAUUUAGGAGUAAAUUUGUCUGGAGACCAUUCAAAAUUAUUUGAUUUAAAUUACAGUCCCUCUAAUAAAAAAAAAAAAUCUGAUUCAUUACAUUGGAACAAAGCUGAUUCAGUGCGGAUGAUCAUUCUACCAAAAUUAUUAUACUUAUAUCGGACACUUCCUGUAGAAAUUUUGAAUCAACAAUUUACAGAAUGGAAUAAAUUAAUAUCUAGAUUUUUAUGGCUGGGUAAAAAAACCCCAGAAUAACAUUUAAAACAUUACUAUUAAGUAAAGAGAAAGGUGGGUUAGGCCUCCCAUGCUUACAACAAUAUUAUUAUGCAGCCCAAUUAAGGCCAUUGGUCUGCUGGAGCAUUCCAGUAUAUUCGGCAAGAUGGAUUGAAAUAGAAAGAAAACAAACCCAUGGAUCAAUUUAUUAUUUAAAAUUUGGCAUCAAGCAAAGAAAAUGGGUGGUUUGGAAGAUGCAUCAAAUUUUUAAGAUGUGAGUUUCCCCACUUAGAUACUGAUUUCCCAAACAGAAUAGAUGACCGACUUUGAAUCUGGGCUAAACUAGGAAUUUCAAAUUAUUAAAUUUUUCAACAAGGGCAAAAUUCAAAGCUUUGAAUCACUAAAGUAAAAAUAUGUGCUUAAUCAAAGUGACUUCUAUAGAUAUCUUCAAGUAAAACACUAUAUUGAAUGUGAAUAUCAAACCAGAAAUAUUGAAAAUCACUGAGACGGGGAUAAUAAAAGUGUUCUUAUCAGUAUCUAAGGCUCAAUCAUGUAAGGAAGCUAACCACUACCAUAUUUUUGGGAGGUGUCAGAAACUAACCCCAUAUUGGCAAGAGAUUAAAAGGAAUCUGGAAGCUGUUUUUGAAGUAGAGAUUGUUUUAAUUGUGGAUCUCUAUUUUUGGGUACAUACAUUGGGGAAAAAAUUAUUUGAUCUCCUGCUGAUUUUGUACGUUUGUCCACUGACAUAAGUAUUGGAUCCCCUUUCAAUUGGCAAGAUUUUUGGCUCCCAGGUGUCUUCUAUACAGGUAAGGAGCUGAGAUUAGGAGCACUCUCUUAAAGGGAGUGCUCCUAAUCUCAGUUUGUUACCUGUAUAAAAGACACCUGUCCACAGAAGCAAUCAAUCAAUCAGAUUCCAAACUCUCCACCAUGGCAAGACCAAAGAGCUGUCCAAGGAUGUCAGGGACAAGAUUGUAGACCUACACAAGGCUGGAAUGAGGUACAAGACCAUCGCCAAGCAGCUCGGUGAGAAGGUGACAAUGAUGAUCAUGAGAACGAUGAGGAAUCAGCCCAGAACUACACGGGAGUAUCUUGUCAAUGAUCUCAAGGCAGCUGGGCCCAUAGUCACCAAGAAAACAAUUGGUAACACACUACGCCGUGAAGGACUGAAAUCCUGCAGCGCCUGCAAGGUCCCUCUGCUCAAGAAAGCACAUGUACAGCCCGUCUGAAUUUUGCCUAUGAUUCAGAGGAGAAAUGGGUGAAAUUAUUGUCAGAGGAGACCAAAAUCGAGCUCUUUAGCAUCAACUUAACUCGCUGUGUUUGGAGGAGGAGGAAUGCUGCCUAUGACCCCAAGAACACCAUCCCCACAGUCAAACAUGGAGGUGGAAACAUUAUGCUUUGGGGGUGUUUUUCUGCUAAGGGGACAGGACAACUGCACUGCGUCAAAGGGACGAUGGAUGGGGCCAUGUACCGUCAGGGCCAGGGCAUUGAAAAUGGGUCGUGGAUGGGUAUUCCAGCAUGACAAUGACCCAAAACACAUGGCCAAGGCAACAAAGGACUGGCUCAAGAAGAAACACAUUAAGGUCCUGGAGUGGCCUAACCAGUCUCCAGACCUUAAUCCCAUAGAAAAUCUGUGGAGGGAGCUGAAGGUUCAAGUUUCCAAACAUCAGCCUUGAAGAGGAUCUGCAAAGAGGAGUGGGACAAAAUCCCUCCUGAGAUGUGUGCAAACCUGGUGGCCAACUACAAGAAAUGUGUGACCUCUGUGAUUGCCAACAGGGGUUUUGCCACCAAGUACUAAGUCAUGUUUUGUCAAGGGGUCAAAUACUCAUUUCACUCAUUAAAAUGUAAAUCAAUUUAUAACUUUUUUUAAAUGCGUUUUUCUGGAUUUGUUGUUGUUGUUAUUCUGUCUCUCACUGUUCAAAUAAACCUACUAUUAAAAUUAUAGACUGAUAAUUUCUUUGUCAGUAGGCAAACGUACAAAAUCAGAAGGGGAUCAAAUAAUUUUUCCCCACUGUAAAUUUAGAUGGCUGGAACAAUAAGGAUAAGAAAUUACUGUUAAUUCAACUGGUGGCUAGUAAAAAAGUAAUUACUAAAAAAAGCCAGAGUCACCCACAGUUGAAGAGUAAAUUGAUACAAUACACAUUAUAUAUGUGAUGGAAAAUCUUUUUCAUUGAGAACUCCGAUAGAAGACUUUUUUCUAAUUUGGAAUAAAUGGAUAGAUUAUAUUAAACCGGUACGCCCAGAUUUUUCUUGCAUUGUAACAGUUAUUUUAAGGCAGUGUUUCCCCUAGUGGUCCGUGGCGUAAUUGCAGGGGGUCCGUAUGAUCAGUAAAAAAAAUAAAUAAAUAGCAAUAAUAAUAAAAAAACACUUAAUUUUAUCUAAUAGUAGCCAACUUAAAGUGGACUACAAGUUUUGCUCUACAAUUAAACGAUUAAACAAUUAAACUGACAUUAGUGGCGAAUCAUAAUUGGUUGCAUUUGUUCGCUACAAGGACACGGACGAUAUCAGUGAACAUAUACUAUUCUGUAAGCCAAUGCUGGGCAAAACCACCGAUGAGGACAUUUUUUAUGUUGUGGACUCUUUUUUCAUGCAACACUCGUUGGAUUGGCAGAUGUGCUCACACAUACGCACGGACGGAGCAGCAUCAAUGAUGGGGCGGAUCCAUGGAUUCGUCUCACGUGUGAAGCAGGUACACCCCAGCAUCAAAACAAUGCACUGGCAUAAUUCACAGGGAAGCUUUAGCUUCAAAAUUAUUGAGCCCGAAAUUAAACGAAGUCCUUAAUGACGCUGUUAAAAUCAUUAACUUCAUCAAAUCCUGACCUCUGAAUGCCAGACUUUAAAAAACUGCGAAGAACGUGGGCACUGAGCACCAUCAAUUACUGCUUCACACUGACGUACGCUGGCUCUCGAGAGGAAAAACACUUCAGAGACUGUCUGAAUUACGGGGAGCAAGUUGGCAAUUUUUUUCUCUGAGCAUUUGCAACCACUUGCAGCACUGCUGAAAGAUUUCAACUGGCUGGCCCACUUAGCUCACCUGGCGGAUAUUUUCAGCUGGCUGAAUUGAACUUGGAACUACAAGGUGCAGACACAUCUGUCUUACACAUGUAUGAUCGAGUUUCCGGUUUCAAGAAUAAAAAAGACCUCUGGAGAAGGAAGUCAGGAUGGGGAUCUCAGCAGCUUUCCUCAGCUUAACAGGUGCAUUUUAAAUGGUGGAGCUGAUAAAGUCAGCACUCUACAGACAGUACAGGCACACAUGAGCAAACUUUCCUCUGAGUUCAAGUCAUAUUUUCCAAACAUUGAGGUUCAGAAUUCUGAACUUGACUGGAUAAGGAACCCUUUUGUUGCAACCAGCAUUGAGACCGCUCCUGUUAGUCUUCAGGAACGUCUUAUAGAUUUGUCCUCAGAUGGGGGUUUGAAGAUGAUGUUUUCAGAGACUCCACAGACAAAGUUUUGGUGCAGUGUUGAGAAAGAAUACCCUGAUGUAGGGAAAUGUGCUCUGUAUGAACUUCUGCCUUUUGGAUCAACCUAUUUGUGUGAGGUCACAUUUUCAGCCAUGGCGAACAUAAAGACAAAACAGAAACAGACUCAACCUGGAAAGAAGUCUGAUUGCUGCUGUUGCCACACUUCACCCCAGAAUGCAAAAUCUUAUUUGUGAUAAACAAGUGCUACUAUGAUGGUUUAAUAUAUGAUAGGGGUCCAGUCUUCAAAAAAG